This is a messenger RNA of Entrophospora sp. SA101, 630 nucleotides long. Lineage: Eukaryota; Fungi; Glomeromycota; Glomeromycetes; Entrophosporales; Entrophosporaceae. The record is from the annotation of a GenBank genome assembly.
AUGUAUGAACAAUACAAAGCAUCAAGAUCGCUAGAAAAAACCUUCAUACCAGAUCAAGCUUUUGAAUUAAAAUUAUUUACUUCAAUCAUUGAUAGGUAUUCAAAAAAAGGUGAAAUGAAAAUUGCAGAACAUUAUUUUAAAAAAAUGAUUGAGAAUUUAAUACCUCCGGAUGUUAUUACUUUUACUACACUGAUCCAUGGAUACAAAAUUAAAAAAGAUCCAUCAAUGAUAAAAUAUACUUUGAAAGAAAUGGAUGAAUUGGGUAAUGAAUUGGAUAUUAUUGAUUUUGAGACAGGAUCUAAUGUUACAGGAAACCAUUGGUAUUAUUUAAAGAAUUCAGGGGUAUUGUUGGAAUUUGCUUUGAUACAAUUUGCUUUACAAAAAGCGAUUGAAAAAGGGUACAUGCCUAUUAUUACACCUGAUGUUGUAAGAAAAGAUUUUAGUUAUGCCUGUGGAUUUCAACCACGAGAAAAUGAAUCUUCACAAAACUAUUUUUUAUCAACAGGCGAAGAAAACAUUUCAACAAGUAACAAUAAUAAUAAUAGUGGUGGUAGCAGUAGUAAACAUCACAAUCAAUUAAUGCUAGCAGCUACAGCUGAAAUACCAUUAGCAGGGAUUUUAUACAUAUAA